Molecule: messenger RNA, 582 nt
Organism: Yamadazyma jaroonii
Lineage: Eukaryota; Fungi; Ascomycota; Pichiomycetes; Serinales; Debaryomycetaceae
Source: the annotation of a GenBank genome assembly
AUGACAGAAAAAGAUAUUGUGGAAGAUAUCGAUGAUGAAUUCAAUGAUAAUAACGACAACAAUGAUAUUGUCCAUGAAGAAACCGACCCUGUAAAUGUUCAAAUCACCGAUCUCCCUGAACUUGCCAGAAAGGAUAAAACCUUGAAAGAAGUUCUCGACCUAAUGGACGGAGACUACGCACCCAUCAUCCCUGACACGGUCACUGAUUACUACCUCGCUAAAAAUGGGUUUGAGUCCAGUGACAUUAAGAUCAAGAGAUUGUUGGCCUUAGCUACCCAGAAGUUCAUCUCCGACGUGGCCCAAGAUGCUUACGAGUACUCCCGAAUCAGAAACUCCUCCGCCGUCUACAACUCGUCCAAUCCACAAGUCAGAGCAAAGCAGUUGUUGCAGGGCCAACAGUACGCCAACCAGCAACAAAUCACUGGGGUCAAUAGUAAUAAUGUCGACGGAGACAUCCCUCAGCAUACGUCGAGUAGUAAUGCCGGUAAUCAGCAGGGAAAGAUUGUGUUAACUAUGGAAGAUUUAAGUAGUGCCUUGACGGAGUACGGGUUGAAUACCUCGAGACCUGAUUUUUACAGGUAA